Messenger RNA from Plectropomus leopardus (leopard coralgrouper), 3568 nucleotides. RefSeq names its product putative ATP-dependent RNA helicase DDX17. The record is from RefSeq and is a predicted model, not a curated record. Lineage: Eukaryota; Metazoa; Chordata; Actinopteri; Perciformes; Serranidae. Gene Ontology annotation, molecular function: RNA helicase activity; nucleic acid binding; ATP binding.
GGAGGGAGACAGCCGUUGAGCUACGUGACGCACACGACAAUUGUUCACCAAAUUUUUUAUUUAAGCGUGCCUGUCGUCUAAUUUCACAUACUUUUGCAAUCGUAACUUGUGCAUAAUUUGUAGUUUAUAGUGGUCGACGGCGGAAACAAACCGGAGUUACACGUUUAAAGCUAAGCUAGUUUACUUUUCUCGACAACAUGAGAGGCGGUUCUUCCUAUGGAGACAGGGACAGGGACCGUGGACGAGACAGGCCACGGUUUGGAGCCAUGAGCAGUCGCAGUGGACCCUCACCAAUGAAGUUUGGGAAUCCAGGUGAGCGUCUCCGCAAGAAGAGGUGGAACCUGGAUGAGCUGCCAAAAUUUGAGAAGAACUUCUACACCGAACAUCCUGAAGUCCAACACAUGAGUCAGUAUGAAAUGGAGGAAUUUCGCAGAAAGAAGGAAAUCACCGUCAGAGGCUCCGGCUGUCCAAAGGCGGUGACCGCUUUUCACCAGGCGCAAUUUCCUCAGUAUGUGAUGGAUGUGCUGAUGCAGCAGAACUUCAAGGAGCCAACAGCAAUACAGUCUCAGGGCUUCCCUGUGGCCCUGAGCGGCAGGGACUUGGUGGGGAUUGCCCAGACCGGCUCCGGAAAGACACUGGCUUAUCUUCUUCCUGCUAUUGUACACAUCAACCACCAGCCCUAUCUGGAGAGGGGAGAUGGCCCAAUAUGUCUGGUGCUCGCCCCAACCAGAGAGCUGGCUCAGCAGGUUCAACAGGUCGCAUAUGACUAUGGCAAGUCUUCCCGGAUCAAAAGCACCUGUGUUUAUGGUGGAGCACCCAAAGGACCACAGAUUCGAGACCUCGAGAGAGGUGUUGAGAUCUGUAUUGCCACACCUGGUCGCCUCAUUGACUUCUUGGAGAGUGGGAAAACUAACCUGCGACGCUGCACCUACCUAGUGCUGGAUGAGGCUGACCGCAUGCUCGACAUGGGCUUUGAGCCACAGAUUCGCAAGAUAGUGGAACAAAUCAGGCCAGACAGACAGACUCUGAUGUGGAGUGCAACCUGGCCAAAGGAGGUUCGGCAGCUUGCAGAGGACUUCCUGAGGGACCAUGUUCAGAUCAAUGUUGGUGCUCUGGAGCUCAGUGCCAACCACAACAUCCUGCAGAUUGUCGAUGUCUGCAUGGAGACGGAAAAGGACCAGAAACUCUUUCAGCUGAUGGAAGAGAUAAUGGCUGAAAAAGAGAACAAAACCAUCAUCUUUGUGGAGACUAAGAAGCGCUGUGAUGAUCUUACCAAGAGGAUGCGGCGGGACGGGUGGCCAGCCAUGUGUAUCCAUGGAGACAAGAGCCAGCCAGAAAGAGACUGGGUACUUGCAGAAUUUCGGAGUGGUAAAGCUCCUAUACUGAUCGCUACCGAUGUGGCCUCUCGUGGUCUGGAUGUGGAGGAUGUCAAGUUCGUCAUCAACUACGACUAUCCCAGCUGCUCUGAGGAUUACGUGCACCGUAUUGGACGUACGGCUCGCAGCACCAACAAAGGCACUGCCUACACCUUCUUCACACCAGGGAACUUGCGGCAGGCCCGUGACCUUGUCCGGGUCUUGGCGGAGGCCCGGCAGGCCAUCAACCCUAAACUGCUUCAGAUGGUGGAGUCGGGGCGCGGUGGAGGAGGCGGUGGCAGAAUGCGUUACCGUGGCAGCAGCUCCAGUAACCCAAACCUCAUGUACCAGGGAGAGUGUGAACGUCGCAUGCACGGCGGCAGUAGCAGAGACAGCCGCGGCAGCUUCAACCGUGACAGCCGCAACAACCGUGAUGGAGACCGCUCUUCUUCCUCCUCCUCCUCCUCCUACAGGGACAGAAGCCGGGAUCAGAGGAACAGCUACAGCUCGGGCUCAGAUCAGUACCAGAGUUACAGCGGCAGUGGCGGCUACAACUCCCGCAGCGGAGUUCAGUCUGUAGGAGGUCAGGAUCAGACUAACCAGCAGCCGGCUCAGUUUGUCCAGCAUCCUCCAGUGCAGCAUCCUCCUCCUGUUCCUCCUCCUGCGUCAGGGGGGCUGCAGCCUCUGAUGGCCCAACAGUUUGCUCCACCACAGCCGCCGCUCAUGGGCUUCAUGGGGCAACCACCUUUCCCUUUUACUUCUCCACCACCACCUCCUCCGGGCCCGCCACCUCCCCGGAAGUAGAAUAAUGAGCAAGAGUGAGUCUACGCUACUUAGUGUUUUCACAGCGCAACUUUGUUUGUACUCCCCAACUCUUGUCAUUGUCAAGAGGGGAGGUUUGAAAAAGCAUAUAUCUAAGGAGGUAAGGGCUUAUAUUUUUAUAUUUGUUUUGUACUUUUAAAUAAAACCUAAACCUUUAGAACUUUUACCCUUCACUUUUUCAGCCUAGAUUGUCACUCUCCACAGCCUCACGCAGCUGCUCUCAACCAUGUACCAUGCAUGGAGGAACAUGUGCUUUCAUUUAAUCACACACUGAAGCAGUGGAUUUCACCAGUUUGUUGUGCCUCUCUAGUUAAAGGGUAUACUCUGCAGGAUAUUCUCUAAAAAAUCAAUAUAUAGACCACAGACUUUAUUUAAAGAUACUUUAUAUACAGUUUAUAUACAGUCUAUAGUAUAGACUCAUUCAAAAGUAAUCCCUCUCAGUCAUUCUGUUGGGGAACAGAAGGUGUAUGGCGCUGUAUCUGAAGAGACUACCUGUGUCUUCUUAUUUUCUUCUUAUUUUGCUUUGGGAUAUUCCUGGGCAAGUUGUGCAGGUGAGGUCGGAACUUUAUAUAAAGCAGAGUUGUUUCGAUACCUGUAUCAGAAAUACCUCCAAUACUUCCUUAAAAUGCUGGAUCAGCUAGAGCGAAUAUCCAUACACUGAUCUGAGUUGACUUAAUUUGUUAAUAAGCUUUUUUGAUAAUUAUUUUGUUUCUUGUGGUUUUUUUCAUGCAUUGGUAUUGGAUUAGUGCUUGUGGACGCAGCACCAAAAAAAUGCAAAUAUACCAAAUCAGGGGUUGACUUUUUAACUUUUGCUGGUGAUGCUGAAAAAGAACAGCAGUCAACAACUACAUUUAAGUAACAAAUACCUUUAAACAGUUUUGUUCAUCAGGAUUUGGAUUUCAUUAGGAUUUGAUUAAAAUGAAAUGAGGCCUCAGUGAUACAUGGUUGAAAGCGCUUAUUUUUUGGGAAAAUGAUGUCACAUUCCAAAGUCUUGUCUCACUCCAGCUUUUUUUGAGCUCAAAAACUUUGACUUAUUUUGUUUGAGGUUCUGACUAGCAAAAUAUUUCAAGUGUUGAAUUUAUUUUUGGUUCCUGUUAUCCUAAACAUUGAAAAAAGGCAUUCAUAUUUUAAAUAUGCUAUCAUAGUUUUGAAACUAUGCAACCACUGUAUUUUAGUGCCAUGGGCUGUCACAUUAGGUCUAGAUACAUUUGGUUUUUCCUAUCUUGUUGCAAGCAAAAACUGAUGUUUUAUUUACUUCUGUCUAACUAACGUAUUGUUUUAAUAAACAUUUCAGGUAAUGCAGACUUAUUUUCAUGUGGGCUGCUGACUUAACUGCAAUUUGUUUCCUCUUUUAUUCAUUGUGUUCUUUAUUUAAUAAAUGAUUCAAAGCA